AUGAAAAUUUAACAUUUUCCUUUAGAUUUUGGAAAUUUUCAAAGUCACCAAAAACGGUGCGGUACCUACUGCCCGAAUAUAGUAGGGUCCUCUUACCCUACGGCCGGAAUACGAAUGUCUAUCCGUUUAUGGGAUGUUAAGACAGGAUAAUAAAAAGCCAAAUUAGAUGGUCAUUCAAAUUAUGUUAAUUCAAUUUGUUACUCUCCUGAUGGAACUACAUUAGCAUCUGGUAGUGUAGAUAAGUCUAUCCGUUUAUGGGAUUUUAAGACAGGAUAAUAAAUAGCCAAAUUAGAUGGCCAUUCAUCAACAGUUUAUUCAGUCAAUUUCUCAUCUGAUGGAAAUACAUUAGCUUCUGGUAGUGAUGAUAACUCUAUCCGUCUUUGGAAUGUAAAAACAUCAAAGGAAAUACUCCAAUCAGAUAGCAGCUAUAAAGAUUUGCUUUCCUAGUUCAACAUACCUCUUCAGAAUAGCUCCUUAUUGCCAAAUGGUAUUUAUUAUUAAUUAUUAUUUAGUUAAUCCUUAUUGUACAAUACUUAGAAUCUGUUAGAAUCCUUUGUUUCAAGCAUCAGGAACACUUAUCUUACAAGGACAAUUCAUGAAUUAUUAAGGAAUAGAUUUAAAACCAUUGUUCAAAUCCAAAGGAAGUUGCUUUUUAGAAGACUUAAAGCAAAAGAAGUGA
Paramecium octaurelia is the source of this 679-nucleotide messenger RNA. The record is from the annotation of a GenBank genome assembly. NCBI's taxonomy places the organism in Eukaryota, Ciliophora, Oligohymenophorea, Peniculida, Parameciidae.